GCCCGGAAGUGGAGGAACUAGGCGAGCGGGAGAUUUGAAUGGAGUCCGCUGCGAAUGACAGACACUGCAAUCAAUGUGCGGACAGGCAGGAUGUGAGAAACCCUGAAGAGGAGAGUGGCACAGAAUCUGGGUUAUCCAGGGACUUCAAGCAACAUUCCCAUUUCUGAUUUCAGACACACUGUUUAAGCAAUUCCUAGACUAGCACUGGAUAAAUCUGUUCUUUGAAGAUGGCAGCCUCCCAAGAGGAUGUCUGCAGUCAUGUAAGGGUGGUGGUCCGAGUUCGACCCGAGAACGAAAAGGAAAAGCAAGGGAACUUUAGCAGAGUUGUUCAAGUGGUGGACAAUCAUAUCUUGGUGUUCGAUCCAAAAGUAGAAGAGGUUGGCUUUUUCCAUGGGAGGAGCGCAGCCAAUCGAGACAUAACCAAAAGAAAGAACAAGGACCUUAAAUUUGUGUUUGAUUGUGUCUUCGAUGACAGUUCUACUCAACUGGAAGUUUUUGAACAAACAACAAAGAUUGUUUUGGAAGGAGUUCUCAAUGGAUACAACUGCACAGUUCUGGCUUAUGGAGCAACGGGUGCUGGCAAGACUCACACUAUGCUGGGGUCACCGGGGGAGCCUGGAGUCAUGUAUCUAACAAUGAUGGAAUUAUACAACCGGAUUGAGAGUGUAAAAGAUGAGAAAGUUUGUAAUGUUGCCAUUUCUUACCUUGAGGUUUACAAUGAGCAGAUCCGAGACCUCCUUUCAAAUUCUGGUGCAUUGGCUGUGAGAGAGGAUGCUCAGAAAGGAGUUGUUGUGCAAGGCUUAACAUUACAUCAGCCCAAGUCAGCCGAGGAGAUCCUUCAGAUGCUCGACUAUGGAAACAAAAAUAGAACCCAGCACCCUACUGACAUGAAUGCAUCGUCAUCACGGUCACAUGCUGUGUUUCAGAUUUACUUAAGACAGCAGGACAAGACGGCAAGUAUCAAUCAGAAUGUUCGAAUUGCCAAAAUGUGCCUCAUUGAUCUGGCUGGUUCUGAACGGGCCAGUGCAACGAACGCCAAGGGUGAACGUUUACGAGAGGGAACAAACAUCAAUCGCUCACUGUUGGCUCUGGGGAACGUCAUCAAUGCUCUAGCAGAUCCAAAGAGCAAGAAACAACAUAUUCCUUACCGGAACAGUAAACUUACACGUCUUCUGAAAGAUUCUCUUGGAGGGAACUGCCGCACUAUUAUGAUUGCCGCUGUUAGUCCUUCUUCGCUGUCCUACGACGACACUUACAAUACGCUCAAGUACGCGAACCGAGCCAAGGACAUAAAAUCAGCAGUGAAGAGCAACGUAGUCAGCCUGGACAGUCACAUUAGUCAAUAUGUGAAGAUCUGCGAGCAACAAAAGAAAGAGAUUGCGGCAUUAAAGGAGAAGUUAAAGGCAUAUGAAGAUCAGAAAGCAAUUGCUCCUGGGAAACCGAAGCAGAAUGUUUUGCUUCCUCCAUGUCAAAAUCAGGCUGAAAUUAAGAGAUUUCAGGAAAUUCUCCGAUGUUUGUUUACCAACCGAGAAGAAAUACGAGCAGAGUACCUCAACCUGGAAAUGCGUUUCAAAGAAAACGAACUGAAAACGUACUACCAAAAGCAAUGCUUUGAGCAAAUUCAGAUGCUCUGCUCCCAGGAGAAAGCCGUGAAGGCCUCCUGUAAAAGGGAUCACAGGGUAGAGGUGUUGAAAAAUCAAAAUGUGCUCCUCCAGAAGAAAAAGGAGGAUGAAUUGAAGCGUCUGGAGGAAAACACGACCUGGCUACAUCGCCUGGAAAGUGAAAUGAAACUAUUGAACAAUGAUGGCAAAAUGCCAGAGGAGCUUGGCAAAGACUUGCAGUGUCACCACUUAACGUUAGAGGUAACAGAUUUGAAAACACAAAUUAAACACAUGACCCGACUUGUGGCUCUUCAGGAAAGGGAAAACCGAUACAAUGAAAAACUUGUUAAUGCAUUACUGCCAUCUUUACGCAGACAGUAUCUAUUGUUAAGCCAGGUAGGGCUGGCAGAUACGUGUGUAGAAGCUGACUUUAAGAAAAUCGAGCAGUUAGUCCAGAGAGAGAAGGCUGUGGUGUGGGCGGAUCAGGCUGAGUCCGAUGAAGCAAACAAAUGUGAUGAUUCGGAGAUUGCUGCUGUUGUCACAUUUCCUCAUCUGAAAUACAGUCAGACAACGCCAUGCAAAGAAGAAAAAUGUGCGCAGCUUAUUCAGUCGGCAGAAAAAAUGGCACAAAAGGAAAACCCACUAGCAAUAGUCAGACAUUUCACUGGAGCACAGAAUUCACAGACAGAGGAAUUUAAAGAAAAUGUUCCGCAGAAAGCCAUAAAUGUCGUGCCACCUCGGAAGAGGACCAGGCGAAAGUUAAUGGAUUCUCCCAUGUCUACGGAAAGUCAUCAGCAAAAUGAUUCAAUCAGCGAUGAACUGUCCCCAAUCGUAUACACUCCAGAGACCAGUAAUAACACAGUGACCCUUCUUAAGCAAGUUGCCAAAAUCCCAUGUGUCGUAGGAAAAAGGGAGAAUAACCCUGGACUUCCUGACUAUGCCGGCCAUGCUGGGUUCAGCUUUCCUAUGACAAGCGAAUCUAAAGAUACGGACAUGAACUCAACUGUCAUUCUCUCACAUGGGGAUGGGGAUAAAAGUUCUGAGAACACUGCUGAUGCGAAGUCUGGCACGACCAGUAUGUUACAAAGACUUGGCCUUUCAUCUUUGCUGAGUAAACCUUCUUCUAAACCACUGAGUGAGAAACCGUCCUAUAUGGCAAUGACGUCAGCUGCUGAAAGAAAAAGAAAGUUGUUAAGUCUUGCAGGAAACAGUGCAGUGAAAGAAGAUAGCGUAGCACUUCCCACUGCGAAACGCGUGCGGCAGGAUAUCUCCCUCGACUGCAAGGCGCUAAGGGUUCAGAGAGUGGCAGGGACUACAAGAAACAAAGAUAAUUGCGCUCGGAGACGUCUGCCUAAGAGUGUUUCAGAAAGCGCCUUGGGCGUGAAAGGGAAACCCUUCUCAUUUCAAGCGUCCGCCCAGCUUCUGUUCCAAGGCGGGAAGAAAAGAACAGCCCCUAAAGAUUCCUGAGAGCAGAGCUGACUUUCCACAUUAGUGUAAAACUGGGGUUUUUGUUAAACAAGAAAAAGACAAAUUCUUGCCAUCUCAGUGAACUCCCCCAGUGCUCUGCCCUUUGUCUUCUGCUUUAUACUUUUAUUUAAACAUUAGGUUCAUGUGUAGAAGGAUGCAGAAAAAUAUUCCUAAGGACAGUUUGGCAGUAAAGCAUACAGAAACAGAACCAUUGCUUGGAAUCAAAAACAUUUUGACUAGGGUUCCAUGGUUUUUCUCCAUGGUCUCCUGAAGGAGCUUCUUGCUCUAGAAACAUGAAGGUGUGAGCAACAGUGGGUGCACAAGAAACCAUCUUGAACACACAGCAGAAACAUAAUGCAGCCUUCUACAUUGGCAGUGGCAACUCAAGUGUAAUUAUAGAAAAAGAGAGUGGAUCUGUUAUUUCUUCUACUGAGUGACUCUGAGCUUAGGCGUAUACCCAUUAAGCAAGACUUAGUCAAUUCUUCCAAAAACCACCAACCAUCUUGUGUCAAUUGGGCACCAUUUAGGAGAAUUGCAAAGAGUUUAACUAAAAGCUGAUUACCCACCUUCACCAUGGAAUCCUAUCCCCAGUGAUUCUGUAAUACCUUACCUUACUUACAGUUGUCUUAAAAACACAAAGGUACUGAUUAGUCCCACAAAGAUGCAGAGUAGUCCUACAGCCUGGGCCACCUUUCUUCUAUCCUGGAACAGAGCUCUCCUACUUCAGCAGUGAACUUAUUAAACAAUCUAUCUUUAAAAGACUAAUGAUGUCACGCAAAUAUGUACAAUGGAGCUUUUGUUCAGACUGGGGCCCAUAAUCACUUGGAGAAGCAAAACUAUCUGCAAGCUUUCAAAUAGACAGCUGUGUGCUAGAAAAAGUAAGGAAAACAUAUAUAGUAAAUAUUUAAUAGGUUAUAGGUAAUGUUAACAGGGGUCAGAAGAUCUUGAUACCUUAUUCGGGGGGGGGGGGUGUAUUCUGUACAAGCUACCCCACACUCUAACAUCUAUGUUGUAGACUUAAUUGUAUUCAAGUAUGCUCUGUGGAUAGUUUAUGAAGCUGACUCCAUGCAGGUAGAGUGAUGUUCCAUAGUGGGUCACACAGUACUGUCAUCUGCAGUUUAAUAACACAUAGGUGACCGAUUUGUACUGUUUCUACACUUUGGCCUUUUUGUGGCAGAUGGGACAUAUACUACUUUCCUGUUGACUAGUUACAACCCGCACAUGAUUGGGGGGGAGAUAUUCCACCAGUGGAGUUAUCACUUUUGAUCAAGUGUAUAUAGUUUUCAACUGAGCUGAGCCUAGGCCUAUACCCAUUGAGCAAGACCCAUUUUUCCAAUAACCACCAACCAUCUUGUGCCAAAUGUGGGCACCAUUCAUGAGAGCUGCAAAGCGUUUAACUGGAAGUUGAUUACCCCCAUCCCCUACCAUGGAAUCCUACCCCAGUUGAUCUGCAACACCUACUUACAGUUGUCUUAAAAACACAAACAUACCAAAAUAUACCUUAUGCUACACAGCCCCAAGGAGAUCCUUCUGGAUAUGGAGUCCAUAAAACAUUUCAGCACCAUGAAGUAUAUAUUGAAAUAUAUAUUUAUUAUGCCUCAGUGGCACAAUUGGCCAAUUUCUAUUUAAACUGGCACCUUGCAUUUUUUUUAUGCCAUUUUUAAAUAAGUGCUGAUUGGUUGACUGCUUAGCCAGUCAGCAGUUGGCUUAAGGGCAUAUUGCACCAGCAUCAAAUCCCCUUCAUUCUCAAUAAUAAGUCUUAAUAUGUAGCCUUUUUUUCCGCUUUUUAAUUUAUUUUAUCCGACAGCAGUGUGAUUUUCCUUUUACUGCAAAUGCAUUUGGUUCUGUUGGAGGCAUGGCCGCACUCUCUUAUUGGCAAGCAGGAGUUCCCCACACGUUGUGGUAAAGAGAAAAGAAUGAAUUUACAGCCGGCAACCCCAGCACCGACCUAAAAAAGAAAAUCUACGUCUUUGAGUUUCCCGUAAGCUUUGGUUUGUGCUAAUGGUUUCUGUGAAUGAUCGUUAUGAAUGAUCUUUUAUUUUUACAUUGUAAAUAUUGUUUUCCUGUGUUAAUAUAUUUUCCAUUUGGACUAUAAAUGCGUCACAUCUUGUAAAUAGAUUGUUUGCUGAUUUCAAAUUGUGUUUCAAAAAUACAUUAUUUUUUUAGCUGUGA
This is a messenger RNA of Xenopus tropicalis (tropical clawed frog), 5240 nucleotides long. It is a transcript of the gene kif18a, whose product is annotated as kinesin family member 18A. Gene Ontology annotation, biological process: microtubule-based movement; mitotic cell cycle. Bases 228 to 3068 code for a protein of 946 amino acids. The record is from RefSeq and is a predicted model, not a curated record. Gene Ontology annotation, molecular function: microtubule binding; nucleotide binding; microtubule motor activity. NCBI's taxonomy places the organism in Eukaryota, Metazoa, Chordata, Amphibia, Anura, Pipidae. The transcript has 19 exons. Gene Ontology annotation, cellular component: spindle; cytoskeleton; nucleus.